AUGGAUAUAGAGGACCUGGCUGCAGAAACGUCCGCAGCACCAACUGCAGCAGGUGCUGCAGGGGUAGCAGCGGCGGCCCGUGCGAAGCGUCCUCGAUUUCGUCUGGUGGUGGAGGACGAAGGCGAUGAUUUCUUCGGAGGCCGCUCCACGAAGAUGCCGAAUUCUACUCAUAAACCCCAAAGUGACAGUACAACAAGCGCAGGUAGUUUAUUUGCAGCUGCAACUGUAUCACCUCCUGGCGCCGCAGCAGGAGGGCGCCGGAGUGCUUUGGAGGCGGUGUUUGGUGUUGAGGUUUGGCAGGGAGGAGGGGAGAGGGUUGGAUAUUUGUACAACAUCACGCAAUCGAAUUUUACGGUUGCGGCUUCGAAGGAGAAGAAACAAGUAUACUCGGGUUUGAAUAUGUACUUUGUUACUGAGGAGGGGAUGGUCUUCCGCUCCACUUUGUUGCACCGACCACACUUUGCAGUUGGACUUCGCAGGAGGGCAGGAGAUGCAGCGGAAGCCGCAGAAGCAGCAGCAGCAGCUCUGGGAGAGAGACUCUCUAAGUUCAAUGUAUCGAUAUCUGAAAUAGGCUUAAUUGAUCUAAGGGACUCUUCUCAUUUGGCUGCCUACGGACCUUCUGCUGCUGAUGCUGCUGCUGCUGCUGCAUGCAGCGAUUUCCGCAGCCCCAAAAGAAAACUCGACUUUCUUCGGCUUUCGUUUCCAACUGUUAAGGAACUUGUGGAAGCCAAGCAAGACCUCAGCUAUCUCAUUCGUGAAUCUGCUCAUCGUCGGUCGUCGCCUUCUUCUUCGUCGUUGAAUUUCGGUGUGUUGGACGCUGAUUUCACACCCGAUUUAAACUUGGACUUAUCAUCCUCGUCUUCUGCUACCACCGGUGCAUGCAAACAACAGCAGCACAAGCACUCGCUCGAUGUUCUUGAAGAAAUAUUCGAAGCAGAUGUUCCGUACAUCUCAAGGUGUUGCAUUGAUUUGGAUAUUCGCUGUGGCCGUUGGUAUUCCAUUAGCAGACAGACAACUAGCAUCAGCGAGCCCCUAAAGCUAUCUGUACACCCGACAUUGUCUAGCGCAGCUCCAUUGUCUGUGUUGGCGUUCGACAUCGAAUGCUUCAAGGAGCCUUUGAAGUUUCCGGACGCGCAGAAGGACCCUGUUAUCCUGCUGUCUUAUGUCUUUAACCAACAAGGGUAUUUGAUUGUUAAUCGGGAGUUUAUUGCAGCAGAAAUCCCCUGCUUUGCCUUUUCCCCGCAUGCAGAUUUACGGGGAUUGAGCGAUAUGAUCGUCUUCAACGAAGACAAUGAAACAAAAGCCAUCCAGAGAUUUGCUUCACAUCUCAGCAGACUCAAACCACACGUGGUUGUGACAUACAACGGCGAUGAUUUCGACCUCCCCUAUCUCUUCACAAGGGCUAAUGCAAGUUUAUGUUUUGCCAUUUCUCUCCCUUUCCUUCGCUUUGUACUGGGUGAUUGUAAUCUCUCUAACGUGUUUUCGUUUUUCGAUACGUGUAUUCACUUCGGUUGGUUUGACAUGUUUCAUCAUACUUGGACGGUUGCAGGUCUGCUGGGAGUUGACUUAAGUUCUUUAAUCGGGUUGCUGCCACCCCAGAAGGGAGAGGCGGUAGUGGGCGUGGGACCGGUCUUGCACUUGGACGCCUUUAAGUGGGUAGAGAGAGACUCCUACCUCCCUCAGGGCUCCCGCACAUUGAAGUCGGUCUGCAAGAUGAAGUUGGGAUUUAACCCUGUUGAGGUGGACCCUGAAGAUAUGGUGCCAAUGGCAUACGAGGACCCCCAGCGUCUGUCCGUGUAUUCUGUCUCGGAUGCAAUGACAACAUACUUGUUCUACCGCCGAGAUUUACUUGAGCGUUUCGAGUUGCAAUCGGCAUCGGUUUGCGCCUUGGAGGCGAAUGUGGAGUCCGUGUUGGAAUUUUGGAUGCAAGAAGAAAGCAAGACGCUUGGAAGGCCUUUAUCUCCCUCUUCGUUUGUAGACUUUGACCAGCACCUCCAAGAUAUCCAGAAGAGGCUGCUUCAACUCAAACAAAAGCGGUUGCUGCUAGCCAAGCCGCUGCUGCUUCACUUAGACGUCUCUGCCAUGUACCCGAACAUUAUCCUCACCCAGAGGCUGCAGCCUCCAGCAAUCAAAACCAACGCUCAGUGCAACGAGUGCCCUUGGAAAGACAAAGGUGUGGUGUUCCCCAUGCGCUACCGGUUGAGCUCUGCACUCGUUAUCUUUAUUGAGACAGUUGCCGAUGAAUGCCAGCGAAAGCUGCAUUGGCGUCGCAAGUUAGAAGUAACCCCCGCUGAGAAGGGGGAGGUGUUGUCCAUCGAGCGGCACUUGGCUUCUGCUGCGCACGCAGUGCAUACAACCCCAAGCAGCAGCAACGCUAAAGGCAAGGGGACUCGGUUCACCAAGUCAGAGAACGACAAUGAGCGAGCAGACAGCGGAGGCAGCCAAGGGGAAGAGGGGGGAACAGAUGAAGAGGAGUAUGACGAUGAUGACGAUGAAGGCAACUCAAGAGCAAACAAGCGGGAAAAGCAAAUGCUUUCCAAGAAAUCCUGGCACGAACUGACCGACAAACAGAAGCACUUCCUUCUCAUCAAAGCCGUGAAGAAAUACUGCCAAAAAGCACACAAAAAAACCAAAAUUGUUAAAGAAGUUGAAGAGGAAUCAAUCGUAUGCCAGCGCGAGAACUCCUUCUACGUCGACACCGUGCGGGCCUUCCGUGAUCGGCGAUAUGUCUUCAAAAAGAAGUUAAAAGAAGUAGAAAGGCAUUUGCACAAACUAAAACAAACAAAUGCCCCCUUUCAAGCAAUUAAACAAGCAGCCGACUUGGUCCUACUGAACGAUUCUCUCCAGCUGGCGCAUAAGUGCAUUUUGAAUUCUUUCUAUGGAUAUGUUAAGAGGCCGGGGGCCCGCUGGUUCUCCAUGGAGAUGGGAGCCAUUGUCACGAAAAUGGGGGCAGAUGUCAUACAAACUGCAAAGGACUUGGUUGAUGGUAUUGGGAUUACUUUGGAGCUGGACACUGAUGGCAUUUGGUGUCUUCUCCCAGAUAUCUUUCCCCUCAGCUACACAUUCACACUCAAACCAACGGAGGAAGCAACGCAAGCACAAGCAAGCAACGACAACAGCAAGAGCAACGGUUUCAAGACGUUACGUUUUGAAUACCCUACAUGGGUGUUGAAUAAGGCGGUGUUCGACCGAUUCAAGAACCCUCAAUUUUUGAGCUUUGAUAUCCAUCUAAAAGAGUUUAAAAAUGAGACCAAAAAUGAAAUCUUCUUUGAACUCGACGGUCCUUGGGAAGGAAUGUUCCUUCCAGCCAGCGAGAAGUCCGACGCACUCCUCAAGAAGAGUGCUCGUGCCUAUUAUGCUUAUUUGGUCGACAAUAUUGACUCGCGAAAGGAAUCUACUGAGAGCAACAAAGUGUAUGUAGUUUAUGGGUCUGGAGGAACGAUCAGCGAGUUGAAAGGAUUUGAAUUGAAGAGGCGAGGAGAGCUAGAGGUGAUUAGGCGUCUACAGUCGGAAAUAUUCCCGAUGUUUAUGCAUGGAAGCUCCAAAGAGGCAGCAUUUGCUGCUGCGGCUGCAGUGGGAGAGCGGUAUUUGCUGCUGUUGCAGCAACGCGGGGCUGCACUGCGGUCCAGGGAGCAGCUUCAGCAGCUACUGGUUUCCCGAAAGGUUCUGGCUAAGAGCGUUGCUGCUCAGUCUUUGAGCAAGUCUUUGAGCAUUACAACGGCAGAAAGGCUGGCUGAGCUGCUUCAAAACAAAAGCUACUUAACCGACGCUCCCGUGUCUGUACACUUCCUCGUCUCUGCUCUGCCCCCCAAGACGCCUCUAGCAGCUCGUGCUUUACCGGUGCAGCUCCUGCAAGCGCAGCAGCAGCAGCAGCAGCAAUACUUGCAAACCUGGUUGGGGCUGACGCCUGCUGCUGCUGCUGCUGCUGCCAAGCACCUCAGUCUGCUGAUAGACUGGGAAUACUAUCUAGAGAAGAUUGAGACGCAGCUGCUUAAACUACUCGUUAUCCCAGCAAUCAGACAAAACCUCAAAAACCCUCUUCCAAAACUCCAACUUCCCUCCUGGCUGCUCAGUCACCAGUCCAUACACCUGAAACAGCAACACAAAAUCGACCACUUCUUCAAACCUGUCGAUUGUGGAGAGACAUACACUCACAAACAGCAGCAACAAAAACUGCCCGCGGGCGGACAGUCUCGUGAUGUGGACAGGGGGGCAACGGAAGCUUCUGCUGCAGCAACAACUGUAGAAGCCCAGCAGCAGCAACAGCCGAAGCAGCAGGAGCAGAAAAUGCAGCACCAGCAACAGAAACUCCAACAGCGGCAGCAGCGCCAACAAGAAAUUGCGCUGUUUAAAAAUGAUAUUCAGGGGUGGAUUGCAGCGCAAAGAAUCAAAUGGCAGAAACUCCGAGAGGAGCUGCGCGUGUUGCAGCGCCGUCGUGCUGGGGGCAAUUUGAGUUAUUCUAUGGGUUUGAGUAGCGACGCUACGGACGAGGGUUUGUUUUGCCUACGGCUGACGACCCCUUCUUCCCGUCGUUUUUUCUCAGUCCCUGUGCAGAUAUUCCGUCACCUGUAUGUCAACAGCACAACCCAACUCAGCAAUACCACAAUCAGCAGCAACAGCAACGGCAACGGCAGCGGCAGUGGCAGCAGCAGCACCAUUAACGGCAUUCGAGUCAAGCCUUUGACAGGUCGUUACUUGUUGCCUCGGGGUCUGAAGCAGCUGCACUUGGCCGAACUUUCUCUCCUGGAGAAGGUCUACAGAACAAACAAAAGCUCCAUUUAUGCUUCCUUCCACCAACGCGCCGCAGGCAUCUUCGAAGGCAACCUGCCUCUGGACUUUGCGUUUUUGUCGCGUAUGGGUAAUAUGAUGGAAGCGCACACCACAGAUAUCCGGAGCUUGAUCGGCCCCCCAGGAAAUUUUUUGUCCGUGGGUUUCUCUCGCGUUUCUCCUCCUGGUGUAGCCACCACUCCUCUAGGCUCUUCUACCCUGUCAGUCUAUGGAAGCAGCUUUAAACCCCUUUUUGUUCAUGUCAUCCACAGCAACAGCAGAGACAAACAAGGCGGCCCGAGCUCAUUGCGUACACCUGACCGCCUUUUCUGUGCUGUCUAUGAACCCCACACGCACGAUCCCGGUUCCCCCAAUCCUCUCGAUCCCACCCAAACAUGCACCAACACAUCGGCUGCUUUCUUCAUCGGCGGAAGUAUGCACAAAGAAAUCAAUCCUUCCCUAUUGCAGCAGCAGCUGCUGCAAAGAGCGCUAGAGCAGCAGCAAAAGGACCAGCAAGAUGAGGAGGAGGAGGAAGAGGAGGAGGAGAUGGAGGGGUGUCGUUCCACCCGUACAGCUGACCCCAUUUCAGGUAUAUGCGCGGCUGAUAGCGCGGAUGAUAUCUUUGCUUCUGUCGACACCGAAAAAAUCAGUAAUUUCAAGGCAGCGCACUCGCUGCAUAGGCCUCUGUGCCGCUUCUUCUGUAGCAGCAGCAGCACCAGCGGCAGCACUGCAGCAGCUGCUGCUGCAGCAGCUCGCGCGCAACAGAAGGACAUAUCACAAACUCUGAGAGCGUUGGAGGAAUACUUAUAUGCGAAGCAACAGCAGCAGCAUGCAUCUCCAGCAGCGGCAGCAGGGGAGAUUUCCUCGCACAGCAGCCGCAGCCACAGCAAUAGCACCAGCAAGUACAUCAUUUUGCUGCUCUCUACGUUACCUUAUAAGGAACUGGGUCAUUGGGCAAGAAGCGCUUCCCUAACGAAUCCUUAUAAUUCUUCAUUCACGAUUCCUAUUAUCUCUCUCGAGCCCCAGACCAAACUCCGCACUUUAAGCAAAACUCAUUUCGCUGAGGUGGCAUUUCGGGAGUCUCAAGGUUUGCUGCUGCAGCAGCAGGAAUUGUUUGAAGCAUCUCUUUGGCUGUCACGCACGAUGUCCUUUCCUUUGGGAAUGGCAAUUAAGGGGUUGGGUUCGGCAGACCCAACUACUGCUGGUGCUGCUGAUGCUGCACAGCCCAGCGGCCCAGAAACAGAAGCAGGAGUUCCACCUCCUCUAGGAGGUUUUAGGGGGCCUCGCGAGACGAUGAAGAUUCUGUACGACAGUUUCUUCGCCCAGACCCUGAGACAGCACAAAGGCAUCUUGUGGAGCAGCAACUGUGGCACCAGCAACAGCAGCAGCAGCCAUGUGGACUUCGUGCUGCGGCAGAAGGAGACAGACAUCGGCGGUGCAUGUGUAUCAGCUUCAGCAUACGGCGACUUUGACUUGAAGGAAAGACAGAACCCCAAAACGAACCCAGGAAUAUACCGUUACAUCUGCUACGAACUGGCCCUAGGAGACUCACUGAUUUUCAACAGCGUCCGUUUGGCAGACAAAGUCGAUCCUGAGUACUUGAGUGCUUCUGAUUGGCUUCGGUCUGAGGGAGAUGCACUAGCUGCAGCAGCUGCUGCUGCUGCAGCAUCUGGAAAUGAUCGUGCUGCUGACGACGAUGAGGUAGAGGCAGCAGAAGCUACACCAACAGUAGCGCAGGGCCAGCCAGCAGCGGAUUUGGCUCUUGAAGGUUUCCAUUCGCCUACGCAGUUUUCACCGGCCGCCUUCAGACGUUUAUUCGGGUGUCUAUACACCUUGCAACAGAAGCGAGCAGCCGAGGGGAACCGUCUCUCUAGCUUUAUCUUUUCUGCCUUUUACCCCUGGAUCUGCGACCCGAGGACAAUCUUAUUCGAUGUCGCCCUCAAACACAAAGUGCAACGGCAUGCUGAGGUGUAUUUGCUGUUGCUCCUCAAAGAGUUGUCUUCUUCAUUUUCUUUCAAAGUUAUUGCAGCGGACCUGCGCCGGAUCAUGGUGUCAUCACAGCUCGUUGCUGCUCCAGCAGCGCAGCAGCAGCUGCAGCACGCGCUGCAGCAGCUGCAGGAGCAGCCGCUCUUUGAAGCGCUUGCCAUGUACCCUUCCGACUCUUUUGUAGCUGUUUUGCAGCUCGACGAGAGAGACUGGAUUGGGUACCGAGAGUUUGUACCCUUCGCCAACAGCAGCAGCAGCAGCAGCAGCACCAACAGCAGCUUGGUGGCUGAGGGGGUGUGUGAUCAUCUUCAUGUUCUGCGCUGCUUCCCACCGCCGCUGCUUCACUUCAUACAAACAGCAAUUGACCGUGCGGUGCAGCUGCCCCUGCUGCAGCUACUGCACCGAAUGAACGAACACGAAGACGACUUCUGCCAAAGCAGCAGCAACAGCGGCAGCAGCAGCAAUCAGUGGACGCGGGACGAAGUGGCAGCGAAGCUGUCGGAGUUGGCCGUGGCUUUUUGGUUUGCUGCUGUCGAUGAAGAUGAAGAGCAGCUAACCUCAAAUGAGAGUAUCAGAGAGAGACAAAACAGAAACAAGCGAAAAAACAAAUCGCUUCUACAGACAUUCAAACGCUACCUCAACGAUCCCAUGCAACUUUUGCGAAAGUACGGCUCCGCCAGCGAGAUUCGGCAGAGUAAAGAGCUCUCCUUCAAGUCUCUACAGCUUCCUGCCUGUUUCGGUUCCCGAAUUUGGUCUUCUUCUUGGCGGCACUUGGCAGUUUCGUUUGUUUGUCGUUUGAUGGAGGUCGACCAGAACAUUGACUACCAGCAACAAAGCUGGGCAGAGGCGCUCGCGGAGAGGUCGCACAGUUUGUAUACACUGGCUGGGGAAUCGGAUGGUUUAUCGUUUAGUUGGGUAUCUCCGCUUUCUUCUCUGUACAUCGCCGAUGUCUUUUGCCCUUCGUGCAACCUCGUUAAAGAUCUUGAAGUGGUUUCUGCAUUGGAAGAUGUUCUUGCGGAGACAGUAGACGGGCAACAGGUCGUACUCAAAGUCUGCAAGUGCCCGUCCUGCGGCGCGGCGCUGGAUGACGACUUGCUAGAAGGCCACCUCCUCCGUGCUCUUCAGGAAAUGCACUAUGCAUUCUUAAUUCUAGGAUUUAGGAUUAGCGGAUUAGGGUUUGACUCGAAGCUCGGUUUGAUGUUGUGGUCUCUUCUUCGUGCAGGGGGUUUGCUGUGUCUUGCGGAGUUUGGCGGCUUCAGGGAGUUUCUACAGACGACACAAGAGGUAGCUGUAGAAAUGGGAUUUGCAACCCUCCAGUCGUGCCUCGUGCAGAUCCAGGAGGCCUGGUGUUAG
Molecule: messenger RNA, 8106 nt
Organism: Eimeria maxima
Lineage: Eukaryota; Apicomplexa; Conoidasida; Eucoccidiorida; Eimeriidae
Product: DNA polymerase epsilon catalytic subunit, putative
Exons: 31
Coding region: 1-8106 (2701 amino acids)
Biological process (GO): base-excision repair, gap-filling; DNA replication proofreading; mitotic cell cycle
Cellular component (GO): epsilon DNA polymerase complex; nucleus
Molecular function (GO): single-stranded DNA 3'-5' DNA exonuclease activity; DNA-directed DNA polymerase activity; nucleotide binding
Source: RefSeq, a predicted model, not a curated record